UACGUCACCAGCAAAGGGCGAUCAGCACCACGGAUAGAUCUUGGUCAACAAGCCAGCGGCCCCCCGCUUUGUGUCGGAGCUCUCGACGAGGCUCUUCGCCUCACCUCCGCGCUCCACGGACAAAAUAGAAGGCUUUCUAUCAGGAUAUGUCGUCUCGGUUGUUCCGGAAGUAGCCGCACUAGCCGACCAUUUCGAGGAGGGGAAAGCGAGCAUCAGCAGCAGCAUCCUGAUGAUGGGGAUCAUGUGCUCCGAUAAUCGAUGCCAUCGUCGGUGUUUCUUUGCUGGAGGGCGCAGACACAUCUUUUCUGGACUCUGACUUGAACAAAAUCAAAACGCUGGGUGCCUUCUUUUUUUCUUUUUCUUUUUUACUCUCACGCCUUCCUCUACCUUUUGAUGGCGAGGAUGGCAGACGUGGCUGUUUUUGUGUCCCGCUUGACUGCUGAAAAAUGCAAAUGAUUGUUUUUGAACGAUACGGUCUGACUCCUAGAAUGCUGCAUGGGACAGAGCCCUCUUAAAAAAACGCCUCAAGCCAUAUUUUGUUUAUUUUUUAUUUUUGGAUUAUGAUUGUUGCCAAAGGUCCCAGAUGUGAGUGCGUGGAUGGCAUGUCGUUGUGUUCCCACACAGCCCGUCUUGAGUCGCCUUCCUCGGCUUUGCUCUGUCUAUCCCUCGCAGUCUUCUGCUAUGGGUAGCAAAACAUGUAGGACCUUCUCCUCUCUUUUAUGCCGCCAGCCGCUCAGUGCUCAUGACGAAAAACUGCCUUUUUUUAGGGAAAACACGGCUAAAUGGACCAAGCCGAACACAAAUAAUUGUGUCUGGCUCGGCUGAAAGGUUUGGAAAUCUUUCAUUUGUACCGCUUUUUAAACACACCCCUGGCUCAUUUAGUCCCCUGUGAUUAAUAAUUGGCCGUCUGAUUACAAGAAGAAACAAAUAAGUCUCCGUCUAUGUAGCCAAACAUGUUCAAGUAUCGGAUCCGCAUGUUUUUCAACGAACUGAAAGUGCUGGUGUUUAUGCGAUCCGAUUCGAGACAGUCCGGCCCCGACCCAGAGAGACGACCCACCGCCAUGCGAGGCUUGGGGAUGGGCGGCUGCGGCUGGCCGCCUUUCGUCGACUGCCAUUCCCGGGACGACGACGAGGAGUACUACGGCAGCGACCCGCGGCCCCGGAGCCUGGCCUUUGAGGACAAGGAGCCCAAGCUGCAAGUGGGCCUGGACGCCGUGUCCCUGGCCAGCACCGCCAGCAGCCUGCGAACCCCCCAGUGCCGGAUCUGCUUCCAAGGCCCCGAACAGGGUGAGCUGCUGAGCCCUUGUCGGUGUGAUGGGUCUGUUCGAUGCACCCAUCAGCCCUGCCUCAUCCGUUGGAUCAGCGAAAGGGGCUCUUGGAGCUGUGAGCUUUGCUACUUCAAGUACCAGGUUUUGGCCAUCAGCACUAAAAACCCCCUGCAGUGGCAGGCCAUCUCUCUGACAGUGAUCGAGAAGGUGCAGAUCGCGGCCAUUAUCCUGGGCUCCUUGUUCCUCAUUGCCAGCAUAUCCUGGCUCAUCUGGUCGUCCCUCAGCCCCUCGGCCAAGUGGCAACGUCAGGACCUGCUCUUCCAAAUCUGCUACGGCAUGUACGGCUUCAUGGACAUCGUCUGCAUAGGCCUCAUCAUCCAUGAGGGAUCGUCGGUGUAUCGGAUUUUUAAACGAUGGCAGGCUGUCAACCAGCAGUGGAAAGUUCUGAACUAUGAGAAAUCUAAAGACCUGGGUGACCCGGUGAGUUCAGGCGGCAAGGCGGGGGCCCGUGGCUCUCGCGGUUCUCCUCACGGGCUGGCCGGUGGCAGUGCAGGCCGCCACGGUAGGAGGCUGAGAACUAUUCUGAACCACCACUGUGGAUACACCAUCUUGCACAUCCUGAGUCAACUGCGACCCAACGACCCUCGAAUCAGCGCCGCAGCCAACCGCGAAGUGGUGAUGAGGGUUACCACCGUAUGAGGCACGAUCCGGUGUGCCGUGGGAGGAACCUCGCCUUUAAGUCCGGAUGAACAUGAGCAGAGGGACCUGAUAUGAAACAUGAAAAAUGAAAUAGUAAAAAGACUCACAGAGGAAGCAAAGUAAUGCCUUGAGCAUCAACAACACACCAAGAUAGUUGCCAGGAGUUUUCCUCUUGUUUCUUACAACUAAGAGUAGCCAGCUGCUCCUUUUCAAUAAUAAAGGAAGUGAUGAAAAAAGGACAAAACACAUUUAAAAGACAUCAAGGAAAGAAGGAGAGGAGGGAGGGAGGGGGCAUAAACAGGCUUUACAACCUAAUCCAAGAUGAUGAGAUGUUUUUUCCAGUUCAACAAAGGAUGCACAGAGACCUUUCUUUCAGUCCAUCCUCUCAUUCGAGUUCCAUCUCUACUAGUUUGGUUUUUCUACUCAAACGUUUGAUUUUGUACGGAUGUAUGAUUUGACAGGAAACCAUGUAACUCCUUACAUGUCAAGCAUCUCCAGACACCUGUGUAUAAUUAUUGAUUUUAACAAAUUUACCAAUGCUGGGCAAUAGACCGAAAACUGAAAGAAAACAAACUCAUGAACAAGUCUAGUAAAAAUAAAAAAUUUAAAAAAUAUAUUAAUAUAUACAUCAACAAGAUUUAAAUACCACAUACCUUCUCUGCAAUAAAUACAUUAUAUGUACAUUUCACUGGGAAUUUUGCAUGGGUAUAACAUUUUAUUUAUCACAUAACAUUAGCACAUGACAAAUUUGAAUUUUUUCGAAUGGUGCUUGCCAAAAUAAACAUUUUGAAAACAUUGGAUUCCAUUGUACCAACUUUUUGUCGACGUGACAAAUGGCAGUGUUUACAGCUGUUUCAGCUCAAGUACAGAUUGUUGCUACUGCUGCUGCUACUGCUGUGAGUUAGAUUUGAUAAGUAAACUAUUGGAUUAAAAA
Entelurus aequoreus (snake pipefish) is the source of this 2901-nucleotide messenger RNA. RefSeq names its product membrane-associated ring finger (C3HC4) 9 (gene marchf9). The record is from RefSeq and is a predicted model, not a curated record. NCBI's taxonomy places the organism in Eukaryota, Metazoa, Chordata, Actinopteri, Syngnathiformes, Syngnathidae. The transcript is spliced from 4 exons. Gene Ontology annotation, biological process: protein ubiquitination. The coding region runs from base 954 to 1967 and encodes 337 amino acids. Gene Ontology annotation, molecular function: zinc ion binding; ubiquitin-protein transferase activity.